Molecule: messenger RNA, 726 nt
Organism: Penicillium maclennaniae
Lineage: Eukaryota; Fungi; Ascomycota; Eurotiomycetes; Eurotiales; Aspergillaceae
Exons: 1
Coding region: 1-726 (241 amino acids)
Source: RefSeq, a predicted model, not a curated record
AUGAAGCCCACCACAUCUGUCUUUCGCGCCGCCCUCCUCUCCUCCGUCUUCCAAGCCACCGAGGCUUUGGUCGGCAUUGACUGGAGUGUCACUGACGUAUCUUCGACCGGCUUGAAAGAUAUUACCUUCCCCAUUUCUAUGCCUAACGCCCCCCACGCCUCCGGCUACUACUUCGCCCAGCAAUUCAACUUUGUCGGCCAAAACGACGUGGGCUACACCGGUCUCCAGCCCCGCGAAGACUCCGGCUCCUCAUCCGUGGUCCACGCCGUGUUCUCCAGCUUCAUCGCCGGAACUACCUCUAGCGACAGUAACUGCAGUGAAGGCGCCGACGGCGGCGAGGGCGUUAGCUGCUCCGUGGAGGUUGAUAGCACCUACGCCGAUGGAUACCUGCUGCAAAUUCAGAAUACCGGAGGGACCACCUGGACUGGGACCCUGGUUGAUUCUGUUACUGGGAAGCAGACCCACAUUGGCUCCUACACUCUGCCGGCCGGGUCCCAAGGUAUCCAGGGAUCCCAGGGAGGCUUUGUUGAGUACUACCCUUGGAACUCAAACACACAUACUUGUGACGAGCUCCCGAAGACGGAAGUUUUGUUUGGAAUUCCCACUACUUCGAGUGGCAAUGCUGGCAGCCUGCGGAAUGCUUAUGAGUAUGGCGACUGUGUUGGAAAGGUUGAUUUUAAUAGCGUGCGCACCAGCAGUGGCGUUGAUGUUACCGUUGGAUUCUGA